CAUCACUCUCGCUCCUUUCCUCCCCAAAGCCUAUAUUUCUUUACAACCCGGUUAUUUUCGCUAUUCGCGCAAUCAUUCGCCGAUCGAACGGCCGCCGCUCUGCGGCUGGUGCACUUUGUGUCGGGCAUCGAGAGAGGAGGAACAACGACCUCCGUGAAAAACGCAGUGCGAGCAGGGAAGCCCGGUGCGGCGCCGAUAGGACGGCGACGAGGACGACGAGGACGACGCGGCGUCUCAGGGCGGCACGAUGUGGCGGCACGGCGGGACGACCCGCUUCUGGAUUUGCUCGGUUGUCGCCGCAGUCGCCGCGCUCUUCGCUAGCGGACAGAAGCCCAUACCGCACGGAUGCGACCUGGACAAAGAAUCUAAGGGAGCUUCAAAGUGCGCUCAGGAGAACUUCGAAGGAAAGUUCGACCAGGUGAUGGCUGAGAAGCUCGUAAUCGGCUGCAUCACGGGAAACCUCACCAUCGCCGAAUUUCGGAACCGCUGCCGGAGGCCUCCAUUGGCCGGUCGUGUUGUGCGUUGCGUCGGGGGAACGCUUCCACAGAUCAAGUUCGUACAAAAGCCGACGAUGGACCAUCUGGCCAAAUUUCAAGACGAGAAUAAUAACGUCACGAACUGCGUUGUUAAAACAAUUUACCCGCACUCGCAUCUCUUUAGGUGAUCGCUGGUUGCCGACUAUAAUAAACAAUAAAAGGCUCAACGUCACGGUCGACGUGAUGUUCGGCACAUGGCUGUUUCCUUCUACGA
Dermacentor albipictus is the source of this 750-nucleotide messenger RNA. The record is from RefSeq and is a predicted model, not a curated record. NCBI's taxonomy places the organism in Eukaryota, Metazoa, Arthropoda, Arachnida, Ixodida, Ixodidae.